Molecule: messenger RNA, 885 nt
Organism: Lachnellula hyalina
Lineage: Eukaryota; Fungi; Ascomycota; Leotiomycetes; Helotiales; Lachnaceae
Product: Coatomer subunit epsilon-2
Exons: 4
Coding region: 1-885 (294 amino acids)
Biological process (GO): retrograde vesicle-mediated transport, Golgi to endoplasmic reticulum; endoplasmic reticulum to Golgi vesicle-mediated transport; intra-Golgi vesicle-mediated transport
Cellular component (GO): COPI vesicle coat
Molecular function (GO): protein binding; structural molecule activity
Source: RefSeq, a predicted model, not a curated record
AUGGAUCCCUUUUCCGCAGAAGGCGAGUUGCUCAACUUGCACAAUUACUUCCACCAAGGCCAAUACCAGGAGGUCAUUGAUUUCGAUACGGCCGGCCUUUCCCCCGAGAACGCCCUUCCAGCUCGUGUGCUCUCCCUUCGCGCCCAAAUUGCCCUUGGACAAGCAGAAGAUGUGAUUGCAGAUGUAGAGGGAGAAUCAGAGCCUGAUCUAGCUGCUGUGUGUGCGCUGGCUGAGCUUGCGGCUGGGAACGAGUCUAAGGCCUUAAAGAUUGCGGAGAAGCUGGCGCAGGAAUCUGCGGACAACUCUACGGUUCAGGUGCUUGCUGGCACAGUUCUACAAGCAGGAGGCAAUAGCGAGGAGGCUUUGGCUCUUCUUUCACAACACCAGGGAAAUCUGGAAGCCGUUGCUCUCAUCGUCCAGAUCCAUCUUCAACAAAACCGCACAAAUCUAGCUAUCAAAGAAGUCCAAGCAGCGAGAAGAUGGGCCCAGGAUAGUUUACUUGUCAACCUUGCGGAAUCCUGGGUUGGCCUGAGAGUGGGCGGAGAAAAAUACCAGCAGGCAUUCUAUGUCUUCGAAGAGUUAGCACAAGCUGCAUCAACCUCCUCGAUUCAGAGCCUAGUAUCACAAGCUGUUGCCGAGAUUCACCUCGGGCGUUUAGAGGAGGCUGAAGCUGCACUCCAACAAGCUCUCGCAAAGGACCCCAAGAGCGCGGAAGUCAUAGCCAACAGUGCUGUCCUAAACAUAAUUGCAGGCAAGGAUGCUACGGAACUCAUCAGUGCCCUUUCUACGACUGCGCCAGAGCACCAUUAUCUGCAAGACCUUCAAGAAAAGAGUGAUGUAUUCGACAAGGCUGCUACAAAAUACUCAGCGAAAGUCAAAGCAUAG